GGAUGUUAAAAGGGAGUCCAAUAAAUACUCAAUAAAUGCUGUUAUAAAACGCUCCAAAGAGGUUAUAGAACUUAUAGCUUCGCAUUUUUGGCCUAACGUUUUCAUUGUUCACCACUAUUUAUGAUUGUAUUCAGAAAUCACAAUAUAGAUUAUUCUAUCCAAAUCUCAAAUCUUUAAUCUCUCAAUAUAAUUCUUAGCAAUUUUAUUGAAAUGAUUUCCCAAAUAUUGUUGAUUUUCUUAGCAUUUUCAGUUUCCGUCGUAUGUUCGAGUAGAGCGUUGGGGCCAUCUCCGGACAAUCCGCUAAUGAAGGUAUUUCCUCAAAGGCAAAGCAUAAUUUUUUUUUUCUUAAAGCAUAAAUAUUUUACCAAAUGUGAUACACAGGUUUAUCUCGUCCAUGUUGAUUUUGAAUUGUAUCAUGGUGACUGUAAGCAAUACCAACAACUUCUCAAAAAGGUGGUUCACGGAAGGUCACCAAAAGAUGCUCUUAUAUAUUGCUACAAGGAAGUCGUGAGCGGCUUUGCAGCAAAACUUACCGAUGAAGAGGCUAAAAAAUUAAUUGGUGAAAAAGGGAUUUAUGGUGUAGAUGAAGACGAAGUAUACUCCAUGAACGUCGAACCCUAUAGCCAUAGGUUGGCAAAGGAUAUUAAUAACUAGUUACUUAAUAUUGUAAGGGUUUUUCUUUUGGUUCGGUAAAUUACUCUUGUAAGGUUCACUUGAAAACUUGGCUAAAAACAAA
Molecule: messenger RNA, 736 nt
Organism: Arabidopsis lyrata subsp. lyrata
Lineage: Eukaryota; Viridiplantae; Streptophyta; Magnoliopsida; Brassicales; Brassicaceae
Exons: 3
Coding region: 211-654 (147 amino acids)
Source: RefSeq, a predicted model, not a curated record